Molecule: messenger RNA, 1367 nt
Organism: Drosophila eugracilis
Lineage: Eukaryota; Metazoa; Arthropoda; Insecta; Diptera; Drosophilidae
Product: ribosomal RNA-processing protein 8
Biological process (GO): rDNA heterochromatin formation; cellular response to glucose starvation; regulation of transcription by glucose
Cellular component (GO): chromatin silencing complex; nucleolus; rDNA heterochromatin
Molecular function (GO): methyltransferase activity
Source: RefSeq, a predicted model, not a curated record
UUCUCGAUUUGUUUACGAUUUUUCUCCACGAAAUGAAGCCGUUCGAAGUGCCGCCCUGGGAGGCAGGAGCUGAAAUAAUUGAAUUUAAGCCAGUGAAUCCACCGGGAAAUGGAGUUGCUGCCGCUAAGAAGCAAAAGAAAAAGAAACCCAAGAAGAAAAAGUUAGCAGUGGCCGCAGAAACUCCCAAAGUGAGCAAGGUAUCUGGAAAAUUUAGUUACCGACAAGGCGGAGGACCACUGGCGCCGCCUGCUGACUCCUCGGAUGAUGAUGAUGACGAUGUAGAGGAUGGCAUCCGGGCCAUGCACAAGGUGAAAUCCGGGAGAAUCGAGAAGCAGCGACCACCAACUCAGGCCACAAAGGGAGGCAAAAAGGAAUUAAAACUGAACCCUGAACUGGCACAGGCGGCAGUCGAGGCCAUGGAGACCACCAGCUCAGCCCCUCCAACUGCAAACUCUUUGGCCAGUAAGCUGCAAUCGGAACUCUUGGGCGGACGUUUCCGGUACAUAAACGAGCAGCUCUACUCGGUGCCCAGUCGCAAGGCGGAGGCGCUGUUCCGAAAAGAUAACUCCGCCUUCGAGGCCUACCAUGCUGGCUACCGUCAGCAGGUGGAGAAGUGGCCUACAAAUCCACUCAAUCGCAUCAUUAAGACUAUCAAAAUACCCAAAACCGCCAUAAUUGGGGAUUUUGGCUGUGGUGAGGGCAAACUGGCCCAGUCCGUGCCCAACAAGGUGUAUUCCAUGGAUUUGGUGGCUGCUCGCAGUGACAUCAUUGCUUGCAACAUCACGGAUACCCCACUUCAAGCUCAAUCUCUGGAUGUGGCUGUUUACUGCCUCUCUCUAAUGGGUACUGAUCUGAACGCGUUCUUCCUGGAGGCCAAUAGAGUGCUUAAGCUGCACGGCAAUGUCUAUAUAGCGGAGAUCCAAUCGCGAUUCGAGGAUGUGCGCGAGUUUGUGCGCUGCCUGAGUGCCUGCGGAUUCGAUCUGAUCAAGAAGGAUGUGGCUGUGAACUAUUUCUAUUUCUUCCACUUCAAGAAGAUGCGUCAUGUGCCCAAGAACACCAAGCUGAAAGAUUUCUCCCUGAAACCUUGUCUGUAUCGCAAACGUUAGAAUGCUGGAGACAAUGUCCUGUAUAUCUUUCCUCGCUGUUAGAAACUCUUUAAUUUGACAAUCAAUUUUAGUUUUAACUAUGCUAAGUAUGUUAAAUCAGAUUCGCAGAACUUUAAUUUGGAAGACACAUGCUAAACUUAAUGAUACCUAUUUUUGUACAUUAACAUUAAUGUAGGAAAAACCACCACGAUAAACUUUGAAAUUUAACGAAAAUGUGUUCAUAUCUUAAUAAUAAAAUUAUUGAUGGCAAAUUUUAAAAAA